This is a messenger RNA of Symbiodinium pilosum, 509 nucleotides long. The record is from the annotation of a GenBank genome assembly. Lineage: Eukaryota; Dinophyceae; Suessiales; Symbiodiniaceae.
GUGGUCGAACCUGCGCUGACGAAGCAGAUUCUUCCGCAUUCCAACUCCAUUGUGAGCCAUCUGCCUUCCAUCUACACGCGGCUCUCCAUCCUUGGCCCUCAUGUUCCAAGUAUUGUCCGGAUUCUGGACCAGUAUCUGGACAUUGUCGAGCCGCAUUUGGACCGAAUCAUGGAGCGAAUGGACCGCAUCGAGCCGCACUUGCCAUACAUCUUGCUGCACCUGGACGUGUUGGCAAAGCACUGCGGCCCACUACUGGACCAUUUUGACCUUCUCAUGCCCUACGCAGAGUUAGGUCGGGAGCGUCCGCCGGUUGAUUUGGAGCAGUGCUUCGAUGAGCCUCAAAUUGGAAAGGUGGAGGAGUGCCUUGUGGACAACCUCUUGGAGAGCUGGCAAGGAAACGCAGCUGCGCGAGUGGAGGAGAACUCCUACUUACCCAAGCUCCUCCCUUACGUGGACUUCCUGGUCCCACGCCUUGACACACUUGCUCCGCACCUGCCACUGGCGCAUCC